ACUCAAUCUUGGUUCCUGUCCACUGUCCACUGUCCAGCUGAGCUGAGAGAGAAAAUAAAAGGGUAAUGGAAAAGCAAAACUUUGAGGGGAGUGAUUGUUGGACUUCUUGGGAGAAUCGUCAAUCAAGCAAGGCUGAAACUGUUGCCCUUUCAGCUGCCUCUGCCCUCUUUCUCUGCAAAACCCCCUGUUUCUCUUCUAUGGCCAAGGUUUUAGAGCUCACUUCCAUUCCGUGGAGACUUUCCAACUUCCUCUUUCUUCCUGUUUCUCUCACUUGCAUUCUCUACUGCUUCUUUCCAGCUCACUCUGCCUUUCUGCAGGUUUUUGUUAGGGUUUAAAGAGCUGCUGCACUAAAAGGGGCUAGCUUUGGAAUCCGACGCUCGUUGGAACAGCCUCCUUUCAAGGCAGCGCAUGCUUGAUUCAGCUACCCAAGUUUAACUUCCCGCUAAGGCUUAAGCUUAAUAAGGAGUAAAGCUUCAAACUUUAUCCAUUUUUCAAUCGGAUGGUGCUUGCAAAAUGGUUCGGAAGCCUUCUGUUACUCCUUAUCACCAUCUUCACCAAUGCAUAUGGUGCGUUCGUUGGAGUAAACAUAGGAACUAGUCUUUCCAACUUCCCGCCAGAGGCGGACGUGGUCUCCCUUCUCAAAUCCAAAGGAAUAACACAUGUGCGCCUAUAUGAUGCUGAUCCGCACAUGUUGAGAGCCCUCUCAGACUCUGGGAUCAAUGUGAUGGUCGGAGUGCUCAACGAAGAAGUCCUAGGAAUUGGUGAAUCUCCAUCAGCAGCUGCCUCGUGGAUCAACCGGAACGUAGCAGCCUACUUGCCCUCGACCAACAUUACUGCCAUAGCAGUUGGUAGUGAGGUUCUCACUUCCAUCCCCAACGUAGCUCCCGUCCUAAUGCCCGCUAUGCAGUACCUUCACAAGGCACUCGUUGCUUCAAACUUGAACUCUCGUGUAAAGAUCUCAACCCCUCAAUCUAUGGAUAUCAUUCCCAAGCCAUUUCCACCUUCCACCGCCACCUUCAACUCUUCAUGGAACAACACAAUAUAUCAGCUCCUUCAGUUUCUGAAGAACACAGACUCUUACUACAUGUUGAAUGCUUAUCCUUACUAUGGAUACACUUCUGGGAAUGGCAUCUUUCCUCUUGAGUAUGCUUUGUUCCAGGAGCUUUCCCCAGUGAAGCAGAUAGUUGACCCGAACACCUUGUUCCACUAUGACAGCAUGUUCGACUCCAUGGUAGAUGCUGCUUACUACGCAAUGGAUGAUUUUGGUAUGUCUGGUGUUCCAGUUGUUGUGACAGAGACUGGCUGGCCUUGGCUUGGCUGGGCGAAGGAGCCUGAUGCCACCCCCGAGAAUGCGCAGAAGUAUGUUAGUAGUCUUAUCAGGCGUGUUCAGAAUGAUUCUGGUCCGCCGAGUCAUUUGAGCAUUCCAAUCAACACUUACAUAUAUGAGCUGUUUAAUGAGGACAAGAGACCAGGGCCGGUAUCCGAGAGGAGCUGGGGCUUGUUUUUCCCAAAUGGUACGGCUGCUUAUGCUCUUAGUUUGGAUGGUUCGGAAGAGCUCGUGACUGGGAAUUCCUCCUCGGCGGCUACGUUUUGUGUUGCUAAGCCAAAUGCUGACCCUGAUAAGCUGAAAUCGGGACUCGACUGGGCUUGUGGGCAAGGUGGAGCUAAUUGUGCACCUGUUCAACAAGGGAGACCGUGUUUCCAACCUGAUAGCUUUCAGAACCAUGCUUCAUUUGCAUAUAAUGAUUAUUAUCAGAAGAUGCAUGGUGCUGGUGCGACAUGUGAUUUCGAUGGUACUGCUACAAUAACUAGUAUUGAUCCCAGUUAUGGAUCUUGUGUCUUCACCGGAAGUUCAAAUUCGAGCACAGGAGGAGGGGGGAUGUUUCCACCCACGGCAUUUGGACCCGUUAGUCCCCAGCUUGGAGGGAGCUCGAAGUUGGCAGUGACAAGAACUCGCGUUUUGAUAUUAGCAGCAGUUCUUGGGUUGUUGUUCUCAGUUUGAGUCCAUGCAAAGUAUUUUUUGCAGCAUUGGUUGAGAGAAUGGAUGCUGGGUUUGUCAGACAUGCCCAUUAGAUUGUGAAACAUUUUGGUUCAAUUUGUUUCAAAUGUAUUUUGUUGUUGACAAUUGGUAGGGAACUUCUCAUCUUGUAGUAAAUAGUUCCUUUUGGCCUGUUGGUUAGUUGGUUGGCUGGUUUCGUCUUCUGUAUUAUGGUAGUGGUGGAAAGAAUGUCCCUCCAAGUUUUGUUCCUUCAAUGUUUGCUUGCAAUUUUGGAGGCAAUGCAUUGAUUGGUUCUUUAUGAACCAAGGGUUGUUUGGAUGAGGAAUUGUAACGGAUCAAUUUGAUACAAUUGUCUCGUUUUGAGAUAAUUGUACCAAAUUGCCUCGUUUGCCAGUAAAAAAAUUGGAUGG
Linum tenue is the source of this 2409-nucleotide messenger RNA. The record is from the annotation of a GenBank genome assembly. NCBI's taxonomy places the organism in Eukaryota, Viridiplantae, Streptophyta, Magnoliopsida, Malpighiales, Linaceae.